UGAAGUUUGUCAUUUGAGUUCGCGCACUUAUUUCAAUUCGUUCCCCGCAUUGCCGAUUGCCGCCACUGUCGCGUCCUGUGACCCUGUGAGCAGGAGCCAUCAGCCAAAUACUUCUUUAUUUCGCUCGUCGCAGUUGUAUACACACGUUGUACGAAGCAUUCCUCACGUGGGCCACGUGUAAUCAUGGAAAAUAGGAAUAAAGUGGAAUAUCUUAUCGUCGAUACAAGCGCUUUCAUAAGAAAUGCUGCCUUGCAGGACAUUGGAGUCAACAUUUUGACCGAACAGGCUGUCGUCGACGAGAUCACGAGCAAGAGGCAGUUGAGAAGAUUGGUCGUACUGCCGUACGACUUGAAGAUUCAGGAGGCUUUUGCUGAAAACAUUAAAUUUGUGACUGAAUUUUCAAAGAAAAGCGGCGACUACAUCAGCUUGUCUGCCACUGACAUCAAAGUAAUUGCGCUCACGUAUCAGUUGGAAAAAGAGAAAGUCGGGACAGCACAUUUAAAGGAUGUUCCAACGAUAAGGACCAUUAAAUCUGUGGAAGAUAAACCAAGCGGAGAUGAUCCUAAACUGCCAGUUGGUUUCUACAUGCCGAAGAAAAGGGAGAGAAAAGAAUCGGACGUGGAUAACAAUGCAGAAGCUUCAGAUAAUACGGAAGAGACUGAUGUUGAAAAAGAUAUCACACACAUACAGAUUAUAAGUAAUUCGGCGGUAGAUAAUGCGACGAAUGAUGCAGAGAUAAAUGACACGGAAAAACAAUGUACUCCUUACGCAUCUGCAUCCUCAGACGAAUCACAGUCAGAUUAUGAAACGGCUGGGUCAGAUGACGAAGACAAAACGGUUGAUUUAGCUGAUAAGUUUUCCAAAUUAAAGUGCAAUCCAACUGAUUUAGAAGUAGAGGGUGAGAGCGAGGGCAAGUGUGUUGUGGAUGACAUUCUUGCUCCUGUCGAUACGUCCAAAAGUGACGAAUCGUCUGAGGAUGAAGAUGAGGAUGACGAGGAUGAUGAUGAUGAUGACGAUGACGAUGACGACGAUGACAGUGGUUGGAUCACACCAGCGAAUGUUUCCAAUAUAAAGAAGCAAAUGGACUCGGAGAUUCUCGAAGAAAAAGCGGCAACCGUCGCAUGCUUAACGAUGGAUUUCGCGAUGCAAAAUGUGCUCAUGCAAAUGGGACUGAAUGUCGUCGCACUGGAUGGCAGAGUGAUUAAACAGAUGCGAACGUUCAUAUUCAGAUGUUACGCCUGUUUCAAGACCACCAGCGUCAUGACGAAGAUUUUCUGCCCGCACUGCGGUAACAGGACGCUGAAGAAAGUCGAGGUCACGUUAGAUGAGAAUGGGAAACAACAGAUUCACAUCAAUUUUCGGAAACCUCUCUCGGCCAAGGGAAAGAAGUUCUCGCUACCGAUGCCGAAGGGUGGAAAACACGCCAACAAUCCCAUUUUAUGCGACGAUCAACCGAUGCCGGAUCAACGCCCGUCACGUUUGGCGCGCGUAAAAAAUAAUCCGCUCGACGACGAUUACAUAGCUGGAUACUCUCCGUUUGUUAUGCGCGAUGUAAAUUCGAAGUCGGCUAUGCUGGGCAUAAGACCGGACGGUGCCGUCAAGUACUGGAUGAAGAGAAACCCUAAUGAAUCCAAAAAGAGACGAAAAUAAAAACUAUUUAAUUGUUAA
This is a messenger RNA of Temnothorax curvispinosus, 1668 nucleotides long. RefSeq names its product RNA-binding protein NOB1. Lineage: Eukaryota; Metazoa; Arthropoda; Insecta; Hymenoptera; Formicidae. Gene Ontology annotation, molecular function: RNA endonuclease activity. The transcript is spliced from 6 exons. Gene Ontology annotation, biological process: maturation of SSU-rRNA; ribosomal small subunit biogenesis. Bases 184 to 1650 code for a protein of 488 amino acids. The record is from RefSeq and is a predicted model, not a curated record. Gene Ontology annotation, cellular component: preribosome, small subunit precursor.